CUGUAUUUUCAAUGUCAUUGAAUGUGAAAUAAACAUGGCGUCCAAAAUUGUACGAUCCGGACUUGGAAAUGUUCUUGUAAGACGUUUUGCGUCUAGCAGCGGCCCCUCUGCAGUGGCAGAACAUGGAGGUAUGAGAAACUGGAGAUUUCUAUCAUUAGUUGUUGCCCUGCCCGGCGUUGGAGUUUGUUAUCUUAAUGCCCAAUUGAAAGAGGAAGAAGUUCAUAAUGCUCCUCGUCCAGAAUUUAAACCUUAUGAACAUCUGAGAAUCCGUACUAAGAAAUUUCCAUGGGGAGAUGGAAAUCACUCUCUUUUCCACAACUCGCAUGUUAAUGCCCUCCCAGACGGAUUUGAAGAAGAUGGACAUUAA
Dimorphilus gyrociliatus is the source of this 367-nucleotide messenger RNA. The record is from the annotation of a GenBank genome assembly. Lineage: Eukaryota; Metazoa; Annelida; Polychaeta; Dinophilidae.